Molecule: messenger RNA, 1383 nt
Organism: Tripterygium wilfordii
Lineage: Eukaryota; Viridiplantae; Streptophyta; Magnoliopsida; Celastrales; Celastraceae
Product: transmembrane epididymal protein 1A-like
Exons: 2
Coding region: 250-1137 (295 amino acids)
Source: RefSeq, a predicted model, not a curated record
CCUGUGAACUUCUUGAAGAAUGAAGAACUUGGGAAUAAAGCCUGAUUACAUUGGUUAUAAUACCCUGAUUAGCAGGUAUAGUAGGAGAGCUGAUAUGAAGGAUGCUUUUUAACAUUCGGGAUGAGAUGUUGAAUAUCGGAUUCAACCCUACAGGCCGACACUUCUCACUUACAAUGCUCUUAUAAAACAUUUGUCCAAAAACCAAGAAGGUGAUCUUGCUGAACAACUCCGUAAAGAAAUGAAACUCUCAUGGGCACUUUUAUAGGGCACAUUGUGCCUGGUUUGGCCCUCACCUUCCUUGGCUUAUGGCACGCUGUCAACAUCAUCAGAACAUACUGCCGUAGAACCUCUGAUAAGUUUACUGUAAAGUUUUGGUAUCCGCUUUGUGGCCCUCUCUCCAAGCUUAAACACAUGGAGCUUACACUCAUAUUGUCUUUCUCCAUGUUAGCCAUUGUCAUGCAAGUUUUAGACUUCCCUUCCCUUCGAUUUGCCUUCAAGCUUGACAACUUUGAGCAUGUAAGCAUGUUUCUCCACCUUGUCAUAUUUGCAGGGUUUACCCUUUUGACAGAGUUGACUCACUCAUCUGAUAUCCUUUCCGGAGUCACUGGUAUCCUCGCAGCAUCUGUUUUUGGGCAAGAGCUUUUCCUGCUUCAUUUCCAUUCAGCAGAUCAUGUUGGACUUGAAGGCCAUUAUCAUUGGCUAUUGCAACUUAUAGUGUUCGUCUCUCUAUUAGCAGCCGUAGCGGCAACUACUUUCCCUAACAGUUUUCCUGCAGCUCUUAUUCUUUCAAUUUCAGUUAUAUUUCAAGGGUCCUGGUUUAUGAACAUGGGUUUUAUGUUGUGGGUUCCUGAAUUUGUUCCCAAAGGUUGCUACAUGCAAAUGGCCAAGACCAGUACUGAUCAUAUGCUUGGAGCAGUCACUUGUGGAUCUCAUGGAGCAGAUUUGAGGGCAAAGUCACUGGUUAACUUGCAGUUCAGCUGGAUACUCGGAGGAAUUUCCGCGUUUACCGGAUCUCUUUGCCUGAAAUUAGCUGGGACAUCGGCUCCUGGACGGCAGUCAACUGAGUACAAGCAACUGCAAAAUAAAGGAGGAGAUGUCCCAAUAACCAUUGAAGGCUCGAAGCAAGACCAUCCAUAAAGAUUUUGAUGCUUAGGUUGUUGAAAUAUCUCCUUUCAGUCCAAAUUAAGUUUUGAACUGAACUUGUAAUAUGAAGAAAAAAGUUAAAUACAAGUUUGCAGAGAUGUGUUUGCUCUGAUUUUGAUACAUAGUACUGAUCUGAUGAUAAUGAAAGAUGAAGAUUAUGUGUAGGUGCUGAGACCCUUUCCAAUAACAACCAUACCUAAUUCUGGCACCACUUCUGGUCUCAUCUACUUUUUACCUUGU